AUGCGGUUCUCGUCGAUCAUGUCCCAACCUUAUCUUUUAGCGCCCAUCCAAGAAUGCCCCGCCGAGUUCCUGGUCAAGGAGGUGAAAUUGGCGGUGCUCGGAACAGGGGGCGUGGGGAAGAGCGCCAUGAUUGUACGGUUCCUCACCAAAAGGUUUAUUGGAGACUAUGAACCCAACACGGGGAAUCUAUAUUCAAGACUUGUUCAUAUAGAAGGUGACCAAACGUUUCUGCAGAUCCAAGACACACCAGGAUGCCCGGAGAUCCAAGAAGACUUACCGCAAGCGCUAGAUUCAGUUUCUGGUUGUCUCAAGUGGGCAGAUGGUUUUCUCUUGGUCUACUCAAUUACUGACCGUCAUAGCUACCAGUUCAUUCGGCCACUUUUUCUACACAUCCAGAAGAUUCGCCCUGACUCAAAAACCCCAGUCAUCAUUGUAGGGAACAAAGGGGAUUUGAUGCAUUCUCGCCAGGUUGCAGCAAAUGAUGGCCUACAGUUGGCCAAUGAGCUGGGUGUUGUGUUUCUGGAAGUCUCAACGAGUGAUAACUAUCAAGGCGUAUGCGAUGUCUUUCAAUACCUUUGCAAAGAAGUUAGUAAACAGCACAGUUACGGCAGCCGAGACAAAAGAAGGUCAUCCAUCAUCCCGCGUCCCAAAUCUCCAAACGUGCAAGACCUCAAGAGACGUUUCAAACAGGCUCUUUCAUCCAAAGUGAAAAGUCCUUCAUCA
Thamnophis elegans (Western terrestrial garter snake) is the source of this 723-nucleotide messenger RNA. Its product is annotated as ras-like protein family member 11A. The record is from RefSeq and is a predicted model, not a curated record. Gene Ontology annotation, molecular function: GTP binding; GTPase activity. The annotation marks the transcript as partial. NCBI's taxonomy places the organism in Eukaryota, Metazoa, Chordata, Lepidosauria, Squamata, Natricidae. The transcript has 5 exons.